Molecule: messenger RNA, 3997 nt
Organism: Phascolarctos cinereus (koala)
Lineage: Eukaryota; Metazoa; Chordata; Mammalia; Diprotodontia; Phascolarctidae
Source: RefSeq, a predicted model, not a curated record
GUCCGCGCAGCAUUCUCUACCGGCGCCCUGCAGGAGGUCAUUCUGCUUUGCUCUUCUCUACUCCAUGGACUGCUGAGCGUUCAUUGGCUUCUGAAGAGGUCGGUGCACCGCCUGGCCAGCAGGCUUCUGCAGCCCCUCCGGCAUCGUGUGCUGCCACAGACGCUCUUUCCCACCUCAGAUCUCUCGUGUCCAGAUGUUCUCACAGCUGGGCAUUUAUGGGAAGCAGACUGAUGUCGUCACUUUCUGCCAUUGCAUCUGUGAGUGAUGAGUGUUCAUAGAGCUAGAGGGUCUUAGAUUUAGACCCUGAAAGCCCUGAGAGGCCGUCUUGUCCACCUCCCUUGUUUCACAGAUGAAGAAGCCGAGGCCCAGAGCGACCUGAAGACGAGGCUUUUUUACAAAGACUGGCUGAAGGUUACUCAGUGGAGAAGGAUCCAAACGCUUACCUUUUUUAUAAAGAAGAGGGGAACAAGGCAUUCCAGAAAAAGGCGUACAAGGCGGCUGCCAUGCUGUACUCACAGGGAACCUCCCAUGCCAGACCCAACACUCAGGAAAUGUCGUUGUGUUUUGCCAAUCGCUCUGCAGCCUUCUUCUAUCAGGCUCAGUAUGAGAUUUGUCUUGAAGACAUUGGGAGAGCCCAAAUGCACGGGUACCCAGAAAGAUUACAGCCCAAGCUGAUGCUGCGCAAGGCCAAGUGCCUCGUGGCCCUGGGCAGGCGACAGGAGGCAGCCCUGGCCAUCCGUGACCUGGAGCAGAACGUGGCAGCUCGGGAGGCUGGCACCGGCACUCCCCAUCUCCAGGACCUGCAGAGGAGGCUCCGCCAUCUGAAAACAAGGGGGCAGGAGGACAAGGGCCCUGCGGAGGCUCAUCCCACGGGUCCAGCACCCGCCUCAAAGGAGGUCCAUCUGAAGGCCGAGAACGAGCGGAUUCCCGGCGCAGCAUCCUCUGUGAGUUUGUGCAGCGACCCUUCCAGAGGCCGCCAUCUGAUCGCCACUGAGGAUAUCCUUCCUGGUGAGCUCCUAGUGAAAGAGGAGGCUUUUGUGAGCGUCCUCAAUCCUGGAGAGACUCUGUGGCAGCGGCUGGGCCCAGAAGCCGGGCGAGACAGCGGAGCUGCCCCUGGGGACCUCCGCUGUCACCGCUGUUUGAAACCCACCAUGGCCACAGUUCCCUGCCAGGGAUGCAGCUACGCCAAGUACUGCAGCCGGCAGUGUAUGCAGCUGGCCUGGGAGCGCUAUCACAGGACAGAGUGUUCCCUGGGCGGGACGCUUCUCACCCUGGGAGUCUUUUGCCACGUGGCACUAAGGACAGUCCUCCUAGCUGGCUUUGAGCUCGUUGACAAACUCGUAAAGACACUUCAGGGAGCUGUGAAUUCUGAAGCGGUUUCUGUACCCGAAGGCCAGCCUCCGAUGGAGAAACUGGAUGCCCAGCUCGGCCUGGGGAAAGGGGACCAGAAUCGGGGGCUGUCUGGGAUGCCAAUUCCCGGCUGUGACAGGGAUGGCAGUUAUCAAAGUUCUUACCACGCCGUCUUCCACCUCUUGCCCCACACAGAAAGGCACAGCCCAGAGCGCAAGUUUCUCUGUGGCCUGAGCGUCGUGGCCUUGUGCAAGAAGCUGGGAGAAGCCUAUUGGCCUUCCCCACUGUGGGGUCAGGGGCCCUCCAAGCAGGAGGCAGCCUUGACAAUGGAGCAGUCACCCCGGCCCAGCACCUGGGCGGUGGCCAUGCUGAGGCACGUGCUGCAGCUGCACUGUAAUGCCCAGGGAGUGACUGCCCUCCAGGAGGCCGAAUCUGAAGGGGACCUUGUAACAGAGCGCAGGCAGGCCCGCCUCGCCACUGGCUUCUUCCCUGUCAUCAGCCUGCUGAACCACUCAUGCAGCCCCAACACCAGCCUGGCCUUCAGGGGCUCCGUGGGCACCGUCCAGGCAUCACGGCUUAUUGCACAAGGGCAAGAGAUCCUCCAUUGUUAUGGACCUCAUGAGUGCCGCAUGGACGUUGCCACAAGGCAGCAGAAGCUGAGAUCUCAGUAUUUCUUUGACUGCUGCUGCCAGGCUUGCCGGGAUGAGGAGGUGCGUCGGGCCAGCACAACACCAAAGCGAGGCGGGUUCCGUUGCCCCACCUGCAAGGCGGCUCUGCAGGGGGAUGAUGCUCUGUGCUGCAGCCGUGGAUCCUGUACGGCCGUGGCGAGCAGACCUCACCUAGUGGGCCGAUUACAAGACCUUCAGCAGCGGGUAGAGGUGGCCCUGGAGCUGCUCAGAGGUGACAAAACAGCACGAGCUGUCCAGCUUUUGUUGGGGUGCCGGGAGGAGGCUGAGAACUUCUUAACCUCGGAGCACAUGUUGAUGGGAGAGAUUGAGGACCACCUGGCCCAGGCAUAUGCCAGCCUUGGGGACUGGCCCAAAUCUGCAGCCCACUUGCGAAACAGUCUUCAGGUGGUGGAGGCCCAGCACGGACCAGCCAGUGUGGAGAUAGGCCAUGAGCUGUUCAAGUUGGCCCAAGUCCUUUUCAAUGGGUUUGCAGUCACCGAAGCCUUGAAUGUGAUAGAGAAGGCAGAGGAGGUUCUGUCCAUACACUGUGGCCCUGAGAGUGAGCAGGUGCAAGAAUUGCAGCAGAUGAAAGCCUGCUUACUGGAGUUACCAGGCCUCCCUACAGGGCCCACAGCAUAGGGACGGGCCCACGGCGCCUGCACGUGGCUGAUGUACAGGCAGCCUGGUCUAUUGCAAGAGAGUCCCUGGGCACCUUUACACCUCCAGGAAAUGUAAACAAACGUGCCUUCAAACUGCUGGGGAGCUGCUGCUGGUGAAGAAUGAGGCCCUUAAAACAGUGGGGAAAUGUGGCCAAAAAACCAGAAAGCCAGUGGGUAUCUGUCAGCUGGAAAAUGGCAGAAUGAAUUGUAUAUGUGACUGUAAACGGUAAGAAAUGACAGCCGGGAGGAAUUCCUAGCCGCUUGGGAAGGCUUCUGUGGAGGGAUGCCAAGCGAAGUCAGCAAACCAAGGGAGCAGUUUGCCCCUGGACCCAUAGUGUAAAAGAAAACCUCAUUGAAUGACAGCAGCUGCCAAGGAUGAGAGGCAUGUGGACCUCCCUCCCCUUGGCAGAGAGGUGGGGAACCACAGGUACAGAACGGGGCGUGCAUUGUUAGAGGAGCCGAUAGAUUGGUUUGUGUACUUUGGCGCACUUACCUGUUACAAGUUGGGGUAGGUCCAGUAGUGGGAAGUGACUGAGAUUUUUAAAAAGCAUCAGACCUUUAAGAAGAAAAUAAAUGGCUUCAGGGAAAUUCCACUGCUGGUAUGUGAUGUGGGGCAGGGGCAGGGGAGCAGUGACUCCAGAAUUACUCCAGUGAGAGAUGAGCUUUCAAAGGUUGCCAUCAUUCUGAGUACCGUUCUGUGAAAGAAGAAAAUGUCCCAAACUAAAAACUGACCCCCUCAAAGGACUGAAGACAGAAGUCUAGAGACACUCUGUUCCUUCGAAAGGAGCUAGGCUUUCCCUAGGAAUCAGAGUCUGAGCCUCUAGACUCAUGGCCAGGGUCCAACCCACUAAAUUGUUAAAAGUUGGCUUCAGUGGAACCCGCCUGCUGUUUCCAGUGGUCACAUGAUGCUGCGUAUGCCCUAGAGGGGAUUUAACUAUUGGUGAUUGUGUCAUUGAGAGCAAAACCAUUAUUACAAGAAGAUAGGGAGUUGCUGUGGUUUCUUCCCUCUAACAAGUACCUAGGGCUUCACAUAGAGGGUCUCAUUGCACUGGGGGUCAUUUUAUUCAGGGGAUGGGCUGUUUGGCAACCCCCAAAUUUGUCUGGAGCCAUUUUUCCAGUUCUGUUGAGUUUCUGUUCUGCUCCCUAACUACCUAUUGAACAAACUAACAAAACAAAACAUGCCGUCAUGAUUUGAUCAUACUUGUGCCUCUUUUGUAAAUUUCCCAGCUUGGAAGCAACAUUGAAAAGGGCACCUCCAUCAUUCCUAGAAAGGCAGACCACCCCAAGCCCAGGCUCACUGUAUGAGUAUCCGGCGUGGAA